CCUAUAUAUGCAGAGGGAACCCACCCUCUUCCUUCCCAUCUCCGAUCCGGCUCUCAGCAGCAGCCAGCAGCUCAUCUCCAUCAUCGUUCCAUCAAGCAGCAGCAGCCAGCAGCAGCUAGAGAGAGCAACCAACGACAAUCCAUGUCGUCAUCCGGCGGCGCGGGCGCGGCGGAGCUGGAGCUGCCGGGGUUCCGUUUCCACCCGACGGAGGAGGAGCUGCUGGAGUUCUACCUGAAGCAGGUGGCGUACGGGCGGAAGCUCAAGUUCGACAUCAUCCCCACGGUGCACCUGUACCGGCACGACCCCUGGGAGCUCCCGGGCCUGACGCGCAUCGGCGAGCGCGAGUGGUACUUCUUCGUGCCCCGCGACGGCGGCGGCGGCAGCCGGGCGGCCAAGCAGCACCAGUCCGGCUCCGGCGGCGGGGGCCGGCCCAGCCGCACGACGGAGCGCGGGUUCUGGAAGGCCACGGGGUCCGACCGCGCCGUCCGGUGCGCCGCCGACCCCAAGCGCCUCAUCGGGCUCAAGAAGACGCUCGUCUACUACGAGGGCCGCGCGCCGCGUGGCACCAAGACCGAUUGGGUCAUGAACGAGUAUCGCCUCCCCGACGCCACCUGCUGCAAUGCCGCCGGUGGUGACUCAUCGGCGGCCUCCUCCACCAACAAAUCGCCCAAGGAGGACAUCGUGCUGUGCAAGAUCUACCGGAAGGCUGUGUCGCUCAAGGAGCUGGAGCAGCGGGUGGCCAUGGAGGAGCUGGCGCGCGCCACCGCCACGCCGUCCGCGUCCCACAGCACCGGCUCCCCCGCCGACUCCAUGUCGUCGUCGGACCACGAGACGGCGGCGGCGGCGGUGGACCACCAUUCCCAGAAGCAGCAGGGAGUGGAGACCAUGACGAUGAUGCCCGUGGGCAUCUUACCACCACCUGUGAUGAGCAUGAAGAAAGAGGAGGUGGCGGAGCCGCUGCUGCCGGCGGCGGCGCUAAUGAAGCCGGCGACGCUGAGCCUGCCGCAGCUGGAGGUGGCGAAGCAGCAGGAGUGGAUGCAGGACCCAUUUCUGACCCAGCUGCGGAGCCCAUGGAUGGAGAGCUGGUCACCCUACUACGCCAGCGUCCUCAACUUUUAACCAAUCCAUAUAUAUAUCUCAAGAAAUCCUCCAUCAAAUAGCUAUAUAUAGUCAUUGUUGCUACACAGAGACCUAGUUAUAUAAUAUAGCAUAUAUAGUUUUAAUUUACAGCA
Molecule: messenger RNA, 1232 nt
Organism: Sorghum bicolor (sorghum)
Lineage: Eukaryota; Viridiplantae; Streptophyta; Magnoliopsida; Poales; Poaceae
Product: NAC domain-containing protein 67
Exons: 2
Coding region: 142-1119 (325 amino acids)
Biological process (GO): regulation of DNA-templated transcription
Molecular function (GO): DNA binding
Source: RefSeq, a predicted model, not a curated record